Closterium sp. Naga37s-1 is the source of this 708-nucleotide messenger RNA. Lineage: Eukaryota; Viridiplantae; Streptophyta; Zygnematophyceae; Desmidiales; Closteriaceae. The record is from the annotation of a GenBank genome assembly.
AUGCUUGCCCCGUGCCCCACCCGUUUCACCCGUGCUGUCCGUACCCGGUUGUGCCCCACCCGUUUCACCCGUGCGUCCCGUGCUUCCCGUGCUGCCCCCGUGCUCCUGUGCUGUCCCCGUGUUCCCGUGCUGUCCCCUUGUUCCCGUGCUGCUCUCGUGCUGUCCCCGUGUUCCCCCCUUGUCCUGCCCCGUUCUGCCUGUGCUGCCCCGUUGUCCCCGUGUUGCCCCGUUCUGCCCGUGUUGCCCCGUUCAGCCCGUGUCCUGCCCCGCUCUACCCGUGUUGCCCCGUUCUGCCCGUGUUGCCCCGUUCAGCCCGUGUCCUGCCCCGCUCUGCCCGUGUUGCCCCGUUCAGCCCGUGUCCUGCCCCGUUCUGCCCGUGCUGCCCCGUUCUGCUCGUUUGUGCCCUACCCGUGCUGUCCGUACCCGUUCGUGCCCCACCCGUACUGUCACUUCUCGCUCGUGCCCCACCCGGUCUGUGCUACCCGGUCUCGUGCUGCCCGUCACCCCCGUGCGGCCCGUCCCGUACAGCACCUAGUUGCUACCCGAACCCGCUACCCGUACCCGUGCUCCUCGCACACCGUGCACCAGCUGCGGGGCGUUCAACCGCAGCCGGGCAUCUGUUCCACCGCGGUGGUCCAGAUGCUGCUUGGUGGUUGCUGCUUGUCAGCUUCAGAGGGGGGCCCUUGCUGGUGUUCCCACGCCCUGUAA